Molecule: messenger RNA, 8567 nt
Organism: Patella vulgata (common limpet)
Lineage: Eukaryota; Metazoa; Mollusca; Gastropoda; Patellidae
Product: transportin-1
Exons: 22
Coding region: 29-2692 (887 amino acids)
Biological process (GO): protein import into nucleus
Cellular component (GO): cytoplasm; nucleus
Molecular function (GO): small GTPase binding; nuclear import signal receptor activity
Source: RefSeq, a predicted model, not a curated record
UUCCGGAAUAUAUGCAGAAUUUGCCAAAAUGGCGUGGCAGCCAGAAGAAUCGGGACUCCGGCAAAUAUUACAGUUGUUGAAAGAGUCGCAGUCCCCUGAUACGGCAACUCAAAGGGCUGUACAACAAAAAUUAGAAGAAUUAAAUCGUUAUCCAGAUUUCAACAACUACCUGAUUUUUGUACUAACCACACUGAAAACCGAAGAUGAUCCAACCAGAUCUUUAAGUGGAUUGAUUUUGAAAAACAAUGUUCGUGCUCAUUUUGAAAAAUUUCCAACAGAAGUAACCUCAUUUAUAAAACAAGAAUGUCUGAACAGUAUUGGGGAUCCUUCGCCAUUGAUCCGGGCAACUAUAGGCAUUCUCGUUACUACUGUUGUUGCAAAAGGAGAACUAAGGAACUGGCCAGAAUUACUCCCUACUCUCUGUCAAUGUUUGGAUUCGGAAGAUUAUAAUAUAUGUGAGGGAGCUUUUGGAGCUCUACAGAAGAUCUGUGAAGAUUCUGCUGAAUGUUUGGACAAUGAUGUUGUUAAUCGACCUCUGAAUAUUCUUAUUCCUAAAUUUCUUCAAUUUUUUCGCCAUCAAAGCCCUAAAAUAAGGUCUCAUGCUAUAGCUUGUGUAAAUCAGUUUAUUAUUAGUCGUACUCAAGCCUUGAUGAUUCAUAUUGAUACAUUCAUUGAGAAUCUGUUUUUCCUGGCUACUGACGAAGAUACCGAUGUUCGUAAAAAUGUUUGUCGAGCUCUGGUUAUGCUGGUUGAAGUUCGCAUGGAUAGGCUCAUGCCACAUAUCAAUAAUAUUAUCGAGUAUAUGUUACUAAGAACUCAAGAUAACGAUGAUGGUGUAGCAUUGGAGGCGUGUGAAUUCUGGUUAUCACUAGCAGAACAGGCCAUUUGUAAAGAAGUUUUAUCACCUCAUAUAGAAAGAUUGAUACCUAUUCUGGUUAAAGGAAUGAAGUAUUCAGAGAUAGAUAUUAUUCUACUGAAGGGUGAUGUGGAAGAAGAUGAAAUGAUACCAGAUAAAGAAUCGGACAUAAAACCACGAUUUCAUAAAUCUAAAACCCACAGUCAAAAACGUCAAGAGGAUGCGGAUGAGGAUGGCGAGUCCGAGGAAGGGUAUGAUGACGAUGAUAGUUUGUCAGAUUGGAACCUUCGUAAAUGUUCUGCAGCAGCUUUAGAUGUAUUAGCCAAUGUUUUUCAUGAAGGCGUUCUGCCGAUUCUUCUUCCUAUUCUAAAAGAAACAUUGUUUCACGAGGAAUGGGAAAUCAAAGAAUCUGGCAUACUGGUUCUCGGAGCCAUUGCAGAGGGCUGUAUGGCGGGAAUGAUGCCCCACCUGCCAGAACUCAUCCCUUACCUGAUUGGCUGUUUGUCUGAUAAGAAGGCCUUGGUUCGUUCAAUCACAUGCUGGACAUUGAGUCGAUAUGCACAUUGGGUUGUUGGUCAGCCACAUGAACAGUAUCUUAAACCUUUGAUGACUGAGUUGUUGAAGAGAGUAUUAGAUGGCAACAAACGGGUUCAGGAGGCCGCAUGUUCUGCAUUCGCCACAUUAGAAGAGGAGGCUUGUACGGAAUUGGUUCCCUAUCUUUCGUUUAUUCUAGAAACAUUGGUUUAUGCUUUCAGUAAAUACCAGCACAAGAACUUGUUAAUUUUGUACGAUGCUAUUGGAACACUAGCCGACUCAGUCGGCCAUCAUUUGAACAAGGAGGAAUAUGUUAAAAUGUUGAUGCCACCGUUAAUCAAUAAAUGGAAUAUGUUGAAAGAUGAAGAUAAAGAUCUUUUUCCACUACUUGAGUGUCUUUCAAGUGUCGCUACAGCUCUACAAUCUGGUUUCUUACCCUACUGUGAACCUGUCUACAGACGAUGUGUGUCUCUCGUAGAACAAACUCUCAAUCAAAACUAUGCUAAUCUACAACAACCGGAACAGUAUGAUCCACCAGAUAAGGAUUUCAUGAUUGUUGCCCUUGAUUUAUUGAGUGGACUAGCGGAAGGUUUAGAGGGAAAUAUUGAAGCUCUUGUUGCUAAUAGCGCCAUUUUGAAACUUCUCUUCCAGUGUAUGCAGGAUAUGAUGCCUGAAGUUCGACAGAGUUCAUUUGCACUGUUAGGAGAUUUAACCAAAGCUUGUUUUCAACAUGUCAAAGCUUGUAUAGGUGACUUUAUGCCAAUUUUGGGUGCAAAUUUAAAUCCUGAAUUUAUUUCUGUAUGUAAUAAUGCCACUUGGGCAAUUGGUGAAAUAUCUCUUAAAAUGGGAGCCGAAAUGGAACCUUAUGUUAAGUUGGUCAUAACGCCAUUAAUCGAUAUAAUAAACCGACCCAACACUCCUAAAACAUUACUAGAAAAUACAGCCAUUACAAUUGGUCGAAUUGGUUUAGUGUGUGCACAGGAAGUGGCUCCCUUACUUCAACAGUUCAUAAGACAAUGGUGUACUUCAUUGAGAAAUAUACGAGAUAAUGAGGAAAAAGAUUCUGCUUUUCGUGGCGUCUGUCUCAUGAUCAGUGCUAAUCCCGGCGGUGUCGUACAGGAUUUCAUCUUUUUCUGUGAUGCCGUCGCUUCAUGGGUUCACCCUAAACAAGACCUAAAAGAAAUGUUUUACAAGAUUCUCCAUGGUUUCAAGAAUCAAGUUGGAGAUGAAAAUUGGGAGAAGUUCUCAGAUCAAUUUCCUCAACCACUUCGUGAGCGUCUAGCUGUCAACUAUGGGGUCUGAUUCGUCUACAUCCAUAAAUUGGGGCAAAAAAAAAAUUCGGGAUGGUGCUCUUAUCGCGCGUUGAGCAUCUUCGGGGCCGCGUAGGGGUUGGCGAGGGAGGGCCGACUCAGAGGGGGGUCCUAGCAGCACUCGGUCACCACCAGCAACACAAAGUGACCAGCUGUUACAAGCACGGGUAAUCUUCGGGUGGGUCGCGAAUGGGUAGGGUUCAUCUCGCGUCGUCGCGUUUUAUCGUAAUCUGUGUUCGAAACAGUGUCUAGAAAUCAACUUUGCAUGUUAAAUCUUGAUCUUAAAGGAUUUUAAGAAGUCCCAUAUUUUACAACCACUGAGUUCACACUGAUUACACAUACACCAGAAGGUAAUAUAAUAUCCAUUCAUCUCGUAAACAUCAACGAACAUGUUCACAUGUCUGAAUUCAGAAUUUAUGUUAGCUUUUACAAUGAGUCUGUGAUUUGUUUUGUAACUUUCGUCAAUGGAAUCAUGAUUGGAAUCAUGGAAAUUUUAAUUUCUCGACUCAGUGGUUGAUAUUUUUCCUAAUGGAAUUGAUAUUAUGUUGAAGUAUUGUUUUUCGCAUGCUGCCUAGAAUCAUUUAUAAUACCAUAGCCAUUGUCGCUUGUCUUCAUAUUCUACAAGACGAUUGGCAAAAUGAUGUAAUCCUAGUGUUUGAUUGGCCAAUGUAGUCCUAUUGUAAUGUUAUGAUUGGUUAACUUCUCCACUUCUGAACUUUAUGUACACAGCUAGCUUCUGAUUGGCUAGAAUUAGAUGUUUAUACAUCAGAACAACCAAUUGGUGAAGAGUUAUCUUUUGCUAUAUGUAUUAGCGCAAGGAAAUUACAUUUGAUUAGUUGUGUAAUUAACGACUGGAUUGUUCAGUGCUAUUUUUCAUGUUUAGUCUUUGUUUUUUAGUCUUUUCGCAUUAUUAAACUUCUGUUUGCGAACUAAGAAACCAAUAUAUAGUGCACAUUUUAAGAAAUUAAUUUAAUUUUGAAUGUAAAGCAAUUCAUAGUAUUUAAUCUUAUAAUGAUACUUUGAGAAGCUAUUUUGUUCCGAAUUGUUUUGUCUAGUAGACAUUUGUAAUCGUUAAGAAAAAUAAAAAUGGCAUCUUUGUCAACUCCACCAACUACUUGACAUUCUUGUGAAAUAGGGUGUUAAAAAAAAAAAAAUGAUAUCAAAAAGCUUAUUCACAGAAUUUAAUGGAGUUUGUUUAGUUCACAAAAAUGCUCAAUUCAUUGUGAAUGAAGUUAAGGCCAAUUGUAAUUUUGUCUUGGAUGUAUUAAGUCCAUGACUUUUAUCCUAUAUCAAAUAACAUGCAAUCAUUGUAUUAAGUUUUUGUUCACAAGAGCACAGAUAAUGAAGUUUGAGAGGAGUGAUCAUUCACCAGUUUGUUUCAAGAAAUAACAUCUAAUUGUAAGAGUUGCCGUUUUAUUUCUUAAGACUUAUUACACCCAGCUAAUUAAUGGACUGGCUGUCCCCAGAAUUGAUACAAGGGAGAUAACUGUACCAAUUAGUAGUCUAUAUCAUCAAGUCUUGAUUUUGAUGAGUAGAUGAAACUAUCCAUUGUUUUCUAGACCCAAGUUAGAUUUGUUUUGGAUUUGGGACUUGUGAAAGGACGCAUGAUUCCGCUGCAGUACCGCGUCGCAAUGUUUUACUUUUUUGUAUCGUUCACUCGUGUUGCAUAAUAGCUCAGUUAACGUAUUACAAUGGUGCUUUUGUUUAUUUACUUAAUGCAUAUUAUAUUGAUUCCGAGGAGUAGCAUAACAGUUAGUAAAUAAAUGACUGCAUAAGAUUUCAAUUAACAUAGAUUGAAAAACGGAAACAAGAUUUUUCCAAAGAUUUGUGUCUGAUCGAUCCACUUCUUCGGCAAAUAUGAUUUUAAGUUUGGAGUCAGCAGCUAGUUUUUGGUUUUAAAGGAGAGGCAGUGAAUCACUUAAGCAUCGGCCAGUAGAUUUACUUUAUUUAAAGGAUUUUCCACUAGAAGAACUGAAGAAGUGAGAGAGAAAUUAUGAUUCAUAUUGAUGUGUUCCAUUUCACUCGUGACAAGUCCUGAGCAAAUCUAACUCAACAGUAAAAGAAAUUGUGAUAUUUUUUGUAGCAGGGAUAUAGCGUAAACCUUGGCCGUUCGGACGAAACAAUUUCACUUUUUGUUUCAAUAUUGUUAUAAUAUGCCUGAAUUUUUUAAAUUUAUAUUUUAAUUAUGAAAUAAAUGCUCGCGUUGUUGACUAAUAAAAAAUGUCUAAUUAAAUUAUCGCGUUGUGUAUAUUAAUUAUGCAGAUGUGCAUAUUUUGAGAGAAAUGCUAGAAUAUCGCACAUCGAUAUAUGGCCGCGUUUUUUUCCAUAAAGGAAAUUUCCUUUAUUAAUUUUUCGCGAUAUGUGAAUAUUUAUUUUGCGCGGUGUGAUUUAUUUUAGUAUUAUGUAAAUUAGAUAUAAAUGUGAAGUUAUUUUUUGAUAGAUAUUUUUUAUUUUUUAAAGAUUUUUAAAAGUUUUUUUGCUAUUUUGUUUUUAAGGCCAAGGUUACGCUCAAUGUCUCUGAAUAUUUAUUUUUUUAUUUAUUUUUUUUUUCCCCAACUGCUCAAAUGACAUUGUCACCUUUUAUUAAAAGGUGUAGAUUUAAUUCUUGGCCAUCAAAUAAAAAUAAAAAUUGACCCUUGGAAAAUUCUUCCAUUAAAUUAUCAUUGAUAAGAUGCCCUGUUCUCUAAGAUUUUAAAUUUAAUUAUAACUUAAAUUUUCAUUUUGAUGUCAUUGUGAUCUCGAGAUUUUUGUUAUGUAUUGAAAGUUAAUAAGACUUAGGAUCGGAGUUAAAGGAAAUGUUUAUUUAAAAUCAUUACCUUUUUGCCACUGUAAGCUAUAAAUUCAAGCUCCAAUCAAUGAAUUGUAAAUUAAAAUAUCUAUGGCUCCUUUGUUUAAUAAAGAAAAUGUUUAUUUUAAAAAUAAUUCAGUACUUCUUUAUUAUCGACACCAUUUAUAAGAAUAUAUCAUUGUUUGCUGAAUUCAAAACCAUUAUUUUAUUAAUAGCAAUUGUCAACUUAUCUCUGCCUUGAUCAUAUUUUUUAAUGGAAGAAAUUUUCUAAGUGUCUGAUGUUAUUAAAUCACUUUUCUCUAUUUUGUGUACCUGUAAGGUUUCAGGCUUCAUAAUCGAUGGUGGUUGGGACUGAAGCUAUAUUUAUAGCAUUUACGAUUAAUAUCAAAAUAACAAUUUAAAAACUUAUCAUAGCUUUGAUUAUGAAUGUUGUAAAAAUGUUAUAACUAAUCAAAGAAACUAUUUCAUGAUUAAAAAAAACAACACUAUCAUAUAGAUAGUGAAAACAGUUUUCCAAUAAAUGUUAAAAUAUUUUCAUACUUUGUUUCUAAUUCAUUGAUAUAUGGUAAAAUCACGUAACAAUACAAGGUAUUAUUACUUCCUCCGAUAUCACUAUUGUUGUGGCAGGCUGUAAACCAUAAAACAAUCAGUUAUUAGAUGAUAGGUAAAACAUAUUCCAAUAACUGUAAGUCUACUUCAGCUUACAACGCUUAGCUUCUGUCUGGAACCUUACAUGUAAUAUAAAUUGUUUAAAGUGUGAUAAACUAUCGGUGAAUUUGAUAACUGUGAUGCUAAAUAUAUUAAACCCAUCGUCUCAUCGUGGUAUAUUCUCAACUCUUCUGUCUUAUUCUCGACUCAACACCACUAGUGAAUUUAAACAGUUGUAAAACCAAAAACACUUAUCUAAUUUAGAUGGCUUACCUAAAUUUCAUUUCACUUUAGAUGGCCGAUUUCGUAACUUUGUGCGUUACCCUUUCAAUGAAGUCCGCCAAGUCGGUUAGAAGACGGAGACGUAUUUUUUAACAGCGUGUUGUGUCGCUCAUACUGACUCUAGCGAGGUAGGCAAGGUCUUAUUUUCUCACUAAGAUGUUCAUUUAUAUUGUUCAGGCGUUCACAGGGACUGACACGCGACCGUUUAGCAGUAAAAAGUUGCCCAGUAAAAUUGACUGGGAAGCCAUUGGAAUUUCGACAAGGAUUCAAUAGAGUUCCUUAACGUAGAGGCCGAGUGUAAUGAGACCUACGUUCAGAGCUGAACUGGGUUAUAUAAAGAUUGAUAUUUUAUUUUUAUCAGAGGUUUAAAACAGUAGAGUUGAGAAUAUUACAUGAGAAGACAUGUUUUAUUAAGACAUGGAUAUAGGUACAAAUGAAGGGUGAUCUAGUGGGGGAGUAUGUUGUGUGUGUGCGUGCGCAUGUGUGUGCUUUGUUUUUAAUUAUGUUAACCAUAUAUGUUCUUUCUACCAGAAAAACUUUGAGCAGACUUUAAAAAUGUCUUUCAGAUUUUUAAAAUUCAGUUGAAUAAUGAGAAUUUUGUAGAAUACGAGGCCUGCCAUCAUUAGCCCAGUGGGUGUACAACAUUAAACUCCAUUUCAUUCCCAAGAUAAUGGGCUGACCUUCAGUUCAUAUAUUUUUUUUUAAUUUAUUUAAUUGCCCUCCACAUGUCAUUACUUAAAACAACACCUUGUUUAUUCAGUGAAAAAUAAAAAAAGGAAUUUUGAUUGUUCGGAAUAGAAAAUUUAAGCAAACAUGCAUUUAUUAAAGAUGGAUUGUGAAUUGUCACGACUAAAUGAAAAUUAAAAAAAACCCAGCAAAUCGGUCAUCUUGUUAUAAAAGUAAUAUAAUCACGUGUAGAAACAUGUGGAUACUAGUUGAAAAUUUCUGUCUUCGUUAUGUACCGCAUAAAAAAAAAACUGGAAAAACCACCAUAAAAUUCAUCAGCUGAUGCAUAAUUUAUUACUCAACUGUACUUGGCAAUAUUUCUCAGAAAUAUCCGGGUCUCCAACCUUUAUUUGCAUUAUUAAACUGUGUUCUUUGUAUAAAAAUGAAAAUAGCUGGUUAAAUUGACUAUUUUAGACACCACAAUUAUUUAGCUUUAGGACAUCUAGCUAGAAAAUGUUGGCAGGCAAUGUGUUAGAUUGAUGUAUUGAAAUAUUAUAAAAACAUAAAAAUGCAAAAGCCUGAAGCCUAAAACAACUGGGAAUUAACAUAUUUUAACGAUACAUUUAAUGGUGUUGUGAUCCAACAACUUAUAGCAAAGUUAACAAUUUUGCAUUAAAUUAAAUUCCAAGACCGUGACGAAUUAACUUCUAAAUGAAAAUACUGCCGAUGGGUUGAAGAAUCCCUGUACAGUGCAUGCAAGACUGGGUCUAGGUGAUACGCGGUUGGGGAUCAAAUUAAGAAAGUGUAGGUAAUAUUCCCAGAGCUAUGAACUUGAUUUGUUUUGCGUUUAAGUGAGAACUAAAUUUUUAAACUGAGUAACCCGAGUUAGAAAAAUAAAACCUACAAAAACAAGCAAAUAAAUGGAGCUCAAUCAAUUAGACUAUAACUGUUAAUACAAUUUUUGCAUUUAAUUUACAUAUCUCCAUCCUGUCUUUAUUAGCCCAGUCGGUGCAGAAAAGUAGGAUGUUAUACCCCUUAUAAUUUACAUAUCUCUAUGAUCUCCCUGGUGCAACCCAAACCUGCAAUGUCUUCAUUUUCUAGAUAAAAAGAUGACGUGAAUGAGUUUCGUUGUUUAACUCGACUCUACCCUUUAACUAUUUCAGUAUCUUGGAUCAAAGCAAAUUUCUAACAAUCUCAUUUCUUUUAACUAAACAGUAUUCUUUAACUAUUUCAGUUUCUAGAGACACAUCUCAGAUCAAACGAACCAAAUAUGAUUUUUAAAUCUCGUCAAAGUUUAUUUUUAAGGACUGCUCACUGUUUGUAAUUAUGUCUGAAUGUUACAAUGCAACUGCAAUAAAUUGAACUAUGGUCUGUUUUCUUAUUUGUCUUCUACCACUUUCCAAUAUUGUAAAAAAAUACUAGCUGUGCUUUAUUUUACAGGCAUCCUAUGGGUAAUAAAUAAAAUUAUAUUGUUUCUGCUAAA